AUGUCCAGUGAAGAUACAGACUCUGAAAAUUGGAACAAGUUAGUUGAGGAAGUGGCAGAUCUCGAAGCUGACUAUGAAGAUUUUAGUCCCACUGACUUUAGGAAAAAGUGGACUGACGAAGACAAGAAAAACUGGACUGACGAAAACAUCUUAACAACACUGUACGGAGAGAUUUCUGGUGUUCGGGCUAGGAUCCAAACCUCAUGGACUGACACGAAAUGGGAAAGAAGAAAUAUG
Paraglomus brasilianum is the source of this 237-nucleotide messenger RNA. NCBI's taxonomy places the organism in Eukaryota, Fungi, Glomeromycota, Glomeromycetes, Paraglomerales, Paraglomeraceae. The record is from the annotation of a GenBank genome assembly.